CGCCAUGGCCGCCGGCCGCCAGCACUGACCAGCGCCGCUGUUUGACCGCCUACCGCAGCCCCCGAGAGCACCAGGACCGUCAGAGGCCGUCCGAUGGCCUGGUCCAGCUGAUCUCCGAUAUGUUCCUGUUGCGACACCGUCGCGGGGCCUCCGGCCGGCCGCCGCUGCCCCGCCAAAGCUCGCUGGCGGCGGCUCGCCCUCCGUCGCUCUCCGAGCUGCCGCGCUCGCCCUCGCUGCCCUCCCGGCUCUCCGGCGACGAGCCGCGCGUGCGGCGCACGCUCAGCGACGCCGAGGAGAGCCAGCGGUUCGACGAGUACAUGCGCUCGCUGAAGUGGGCGCUGGCCGUGCUGCUGCUCGUCUGCGUGGUCGCUGGCGUGUACAGCCUGUCCGGGAACCAGCGACUGCGCGCGUCCGUGGCUCGUCUGUGGCCUGGCACGGGGUGAGGCGGGCCGGGUAGAGCUUCAGCGAGCUCGGACACCACCGCGAGAAAGGUCAGCACUGCGAGAACGGCUGGGACGCCGGGAACGGCAACUACCCCGACUACGGUUAUUAUAGCCGUACCAGUAUGGCGAGUACGUCGAGAAUGACCAACGGCCAGCACGGCGCGAACUUCCAGCACGUCUAGCACUGCGGAUGGCGUGCGAUCGAACCACCGUGACCAGACCUGUUGAGGAAGGUCCGGUACUUACGCGCCCCCUGGCCCGAUAGACAAACAGGGCGAAGGUAGCUGAGAGGCCCGCGCCGUCCGCUGCCGGCCCGCCCUGUUUUCUCUCACAACGCUGCACGUGUCGCGUCUAGGUGUUGCCCUGCGCCCAGUCCAUCCGACGGCUUACGCUCUUCAUGACUGUGAUACUGCGCCGAACGCACCAAUGCACGCGGGGCGGAGGCAUUGCUGUUCUAUAUGGAUGCGUUGACCAUUUGUGGGAUCUCGAAUCAAGUCAGUUGUUUAGUUGUUAGCUUAUCUAUGCCUGUGAAGUGGCGCAAUCUGGGAGCACACCGAUUUUCUAGUCAUUGACGCUUUUACCUGGCAUUGUUAUGUGAAUGUAACCCUGUCUUCAAAUAUAAAUGCCUU
This is a messenger RNA of Amphibalanus amphitrite, 1072 nucleotides long. RefSeq lists its product as uncharacterized. The record is from RefSeq and is a predicted model, not a curated record. The transcript is spliced from 2 exons. NCBI's taxonomy places the organism in Eukaryota, Metazoa, Arthropoda, Thecostraca, Balanomorpha, Balanidae. The coding region runs from base 120 to 443 and encodes 107 amino acids.